UAAUAAUAUCCACACCGUAUCUGAGUCAGUGCUGGUAAUUCUAACAAGAUAGUUACGUUCGUUAUAGAAUGCUUGUAUGCUCGUUGGUUAUAGAUGAGGAACGUAAUAAAUUGCCUUACUUCAUUAAUAAAAAUUUUGAGAGAUGAUUUGUUUCCUAGUACUUUAUCAAUGCUUAGAAAGAAAAUAUUUUCACAUUAAACAAUGAAUUAUAUAACAGUGCGCGAUAUUUUGAACUUUUCUUGGACAGUAUUCCAGUAAAUCAGACUUGUAAUGGAUACUCACGUGACAUUCGCACGCUAGUUUUUUGUUGCGCACUUACUAUGCACUGUCCACUCAAUUCAAACACGAAGUAUGAAGUCGCGGGAAUAUAGCUUAAACCAAAUUUCGCAGGUUAUAAGAGCAAUUUGAAUCAAAUGACUUGCGGUUCUGUGGUAGCUGCUUCUUAAUGUGGAAUUUAAAAAGUGUUUUUACUUUUAAGACCAUGAAGUAUAAGUAAAUAAUUAUGUGGGUAAAGAAAAAAAAAAUUAUAUAAUUUGUAGCAAAACGAGUGUUUUAAUACCUUUCAUUUUAAUUGAGAGACUCAGUAAGUGUACCUUUCAAUCCCCUCCGAUGAUACACUUUAUGUUAUUCUGUUAGAUGUUUCUACUGGCUAUAUCCCUCGGUUAUUUGUUGUUGACAAUAUGGAAAGAUACGUGCAAAUACGAGUAGUUGGAAGAGGAUCUUUCGGAGCAGUUCACCUGUGCACUCGACAGGCGGACUGCAAGCCCGUCAUCGUUAAGUCCAUCCCAGUGGAGCAGAUAUCCGCGAAGGAUCUGGUGGCCGCCAGGAACGAGGUGCGGGUGCUGUCGAUGCUGACCCACCCCUGCAUAGUCCGGUACCUCGACAGCUUCCACGAGGACAGCGUGUUCAGCAUCGUGAUGGAGUUCGCCAGCGGCGGGACGCUCCAGGAGUUCAUCGCCCGGAGGGACGGGCGCUUGUUGCCCCAGAAGUCCGUGCUGCACCUGUUCUGCCAGGCGGUCCUGGCCGUUCAGCACGUCCACUCCCACAGGAUCCUGCACCGCGACCUCAAGACGGCCAACAUCUUCCUGACGGGCGGCCCCGCCUGCGUCGUCAAGGUCGGCGACUUCGGCAUCUCCAAGGUCCUGUCCAGCCGCAGCAGCGCAAGCACCGUGGUGGGGACGCCGUGCUACAUGUCGCCCGAGCUGUGCCAGGGCCAACACUACAACGCAAAGAGCGACAUCUGGGCGCUGGGCUGCGUCCUCUAUGAGAUGCUGACGCUGCGCAAGGCCUUCCAGGCGCCCACACUCGCGGCACUGGUGAUGAAGAUAAUGCAGGGAUCGUACAUGCCGGUGGACGGGGGCCAGUACGACAGUUGCCUGCUGCAGCUGCUGAGCAGCAUGCUGAGCUACAACCCAGCGCAUCGUCCAGCCGCCGACCAGAUAAUGGCACACGUUGCAGUCGUACCCACCCUCUACUCUCUCUACGUCGACUUGGGAGCCAUCAUCACCACUGUCGGUGACUAGGACUGUGUGCCAUCUUGACUGUUAGGAUUACAUCAAAGUGAGGGAAAGUUUGCUUCUGUCACGAAAUCGUGGGCAAAAUGCACUUAAUCACUGCAUUUGGUUUUUUUCCCACCUCCGAAACAAGAAUUUCUCUGCCAUUUAGAAAUUCUUGUUUUGGAGGUGGAAAAAAACAUUCCAAUUUUAAGCCAUGCUGUUCUAUUAUUUUUCCUAUAGCUGUAUUACAUAUUUUUUUUUUGCCAUGGUUAAAAAAAAUAUGCAUGUUUGUAUGAUACUUAGGUUGUAUGAUACUUAGGCUGUAUGAUACUUAGGCCUGGGCAGGAUCUUCAAUGCCAUGAUUUUGUCAGUAUCAGAAUCAUUGGUUCUUUUCAUGAGUAUUGAGGGUGUUUAUUUCUGUGUAAUAUGACAGAGUGCAUCCGGUGAUUUUUUUUAUUGUGCAAGUAAAAAAAAGGGAUCUUUGUGAGAAAAAAAUAUAUAAUGCACAUGUUAUUCUCCAAUACAAAA
This is a messenger RNA of Bacillus rossius redtenbacheri, 2024 nucleotides long. RefSeq names its product serine/threonine-protein kinase Nek8-like. Lineage: Eukaryota; Metazoa; Arthropoda; Insecta; Phasmatodea; Bacillidae. The transcript is spliced from 6 exons. Gene Ontology annotation, molecular function: ATP binding; protein kinase activity. The coding region runs from base 681 to 1523 and encodes 280 amino acids. Gene Ontology annotation, biological process: protein phosphorylation. The record is from RefSeq and is a predicted model, not a curated record.